This is a messenger RNA of Sphenostylis stenocarpa, 1056 nucleotides long. The record is from the annotation of a GenBank genome assembly. NCBI's taxonomy places the organism in Eukaryota, Viridiplantae, Streptophyta, Magnoliopsida, Fabales, Fabaceae.
AUGGAAAAGUAUGAGGCUGUCAAAGAUUUGGGAGCUGGGAAUUUCGGGGUGGCCAGGCUCAUGAGGAACAAGGAGACCAAGGAGCUUGUUGCCAUGAAAUACAUCGAGCGAGGCCAAAAGAUUGAUGAGAAUGUGGCAAGAGAGAUUAUCAACCACAGAUCCCUUCGGCACCCCAAUAUAAUUCGCUUCAAGGAGGUGGUUUUGACCCCCACUCAUUUAGCCAUAGUGAUGGAGUAUGCAGCUGGAGGAGAGCUCUUUGAGAGGAUAUGCAAUGCUGGCAGGUUCAGUGAAGAUGAGGCUAGAUAUUUCUUUCAGCAGCUGAUUUCUGGUGUGCACUACUGUCAUGCCAUGCAAAUUUGCCACAGAGAUUUGAAGUUAGAAAACACACUUUUAGAUGGAAGCCCUGCACCCCGCUUGAAAAUUUGUGACUUUGGCUAUUCCAAGUCAUCUCUGCUUCAUUCACGGCCCAAAUCAACUGUUGGAACUCCUGCUUAUAUAGCACCAGAGGUUCUUUCAAGGAGGGAGUAUGAUGGCAAGUUGGCUGAUGUUUGGUCAUGUGGAGUGACUCUUUAUGUCAUGCUGGUUGGAGCAUAUCCUUUUGAGGAUCAGGAUGACCCUAGGAAUUUUAGGAAAACAAUUCAGCGUAUAAUGGCUGUUCAAUACAAAAUCCCUGAUUAUGUUCACAUAUCUCAAGACUGCAGACACCUCCUUUCUCGCAUAUUUGUAGCAAAUCCAUUAAGGAGAAUCUCCCUUAAGGAAAUUAAGAACCACCCAUGGUUUUUAAAGAAUCUUCCAAGAGAGCUAACUGAAUCAGCUCAAGCUGUCUAUUACCAGAGAGGCAACCCAAGCUUUUCUGUUCAAAGUGUGGAGGAGAUAAUGAAAAUUGUGGGAGAAGCAAGGGACCCUCCUCCAGUAUCCAGGCCUGUCAAAGGUUUCGGCUGGGAAGGUGAAGAAGAUGAAGGGGAAGAAGACGUGGAGGAAGAGGAGGACGACGAAGAUGAGUAUGACAAGAGGGUCAAAGAGGUUCAUGCAAGUGGAGAAUUUCAAAUCAGUUAA